AUGGGUCAAGAAAUCAUUCGCCGUGAAUCUCCUAUAGAACCUGGUAGACGUAGUAGGUUGUGGAUUUAUGAGGAUGUCAUUCAUGUUUUGAAGAAUAAUAAUGGAACAAAGAUAGUUGAAGGCAUAAUGCUAAACAUACCUAUUCAAAAGGUGGAACACCUGAGUGCUGAAGCCUUCUCAAAGAUGAAAAAUUUGAGAUUGCUUAAAAUUAAUAGUGAGAAACUUCCAGAAGACUUCAUAAAUGGUAGUAUGCAACUUCCAAAGGACCUCAUUAGAGGUAAGGUGCAACUUCCACAAGGCCUCAUUUAUCUUUCUAAUGAGUUACAUCUUCUUGAAUGGCAUGGAUAUCAUUUAAAAUGCAUACCAACCAAUUUCCAACUAAACAAACUUGUUGAAUUGAGAAUGCAUUGUAGUGGCAUCAAACAAUUAUGGAAUGGAAAGAUGAAUUUAGACAAGUUAAGACUCAUUGACCUAAGUGACUCUCAAAACUUGAUUGAGAUGCCAGAUCUUAGUGGAGCCCCAAAGCUUAAGCAGUUGAUUUUUCGACAUUGUACAAGACUAUAUAAGAUUCACACAUCUCUUGGAGAUCUCAAACAACUUAUUCGAUUGGAUCUGAAUGGUUGCAAAUGUCUCAAAAGCCUUCCUCACAAGAUCAGCUUGGAAGCACUUGAAAUUUUUGAUCUUGGUGGUUGUUCAAGACUAAAGAAGUUUCCAGAAAUUUUUGGAAAUAUGUCAUGUUUAUCGAAACUUUGUUUGAGUGAGACAGCUAUAAAAGAUCUACCAUUAUCAGUGGAGCAUUUAAUUGGCCUUAUUGAAUUGGAUCUAAGAGACUGUAAAAAUAUUUCAACUCUUUCGAAUGCAUGUUGUCAUUUGAUGUCUUUGAAAAUUCUCACUUUAUCUGGUUGCUCAAAACUUGAUGAAUUACCAGAGAAUUUGGGUAAUAUCAAAGGCCUAGAAAAGCUAGACGUGAGUGGAACUGCUAUAACAGGGCUACCUUUAUCUAUUGUUUACUUAAAAAAUCUCGAAGUACUAUCUCUUCGUGGAUGUGUGGGGCUAUCAUCUAAAUCAUUCAAAAGCUCUUGA
Molecule: messenger RNA, 1083 nt
Organism: Quercus lobata
Lineage: Eukaryota; Viridiplantae; Streptophyta; Magnoliopsida; Fagales; Fagaceae
Product: probable WRKY transcription factor 19
Exons: 3
Coding region: 1-1083 (360 amino acids)
Biological process (GO): defense response
Source: RefSeq, a predicted model, not a curated record